This is a messenger RNA of Hevea brasiliensis (rubber tree), 723 nucleotides long. Its product is annotated as GATA transcription factor 29. NCBI's taxonomy places the organism in Eukaryota, Viridiplantae, Streptophyta, Magnoliopsida, Malpighiales, Euphorbiaceae. Gene Ontology annotation, biological process: regulation of DNA-templated transcription. Gene Ontology annotation, molecular function: sequence-specific DNA binding; zinc ion binding. The record is from RefSeq and is a predicted model, not a curated record. Bases 1 to 723 code for a protein of 240 amino acids. The transcript is spliced from 4 exons.
AUGGAUUCUGAAAGGUUCCAAGGAGCAGCAGAAGGUAGAUCAAAAACUGGCAUUUACAAUCGCGAUGAUGCAGGAAAAAUGGUGGACCUGACCCUCAAACUAGGGUUACCAAAUGAACAUAAAAAUGAUGAUCAUCUUGCCAACUUUAACUUCAGUGGCCCCUACACUCCUCUUCAGGGAUCAUCAAACAACCACGGGAUGAUUGGGGCAGGUGGCCAAGUUGGUGUGUUUCAUUAUGGGCUGGCUAAUGGAGGAGGAAAUGCCGCAAUGGCAAACAUAGGAUCAAGCAUCCCUAACGUUGGGCAAAACUUCAUUAAUGCAAGCCAAAUAAGUGCAUGGCCCUUACCCGAGGCAGAGAUAGGAAAUUCUUCUAGAGGAUCAAUAAUGGGAAUUUCUGAUUACCCUAACUUCAAUCCAAGGCCUAGCUUGAGCCUUAUGAAUGGCUACAUAGUCCUGGAUAGCCCUUCAAGGAAGGUGAAUGGUGAUGGAGAUGAGAGUGGAAACUCUUCUAGGAGGAAAGAGGUCCCAAGACGACAACGCUAUGGAAGCAGUGUUGAUCCUAGCAAGAGGUGCACCAACUACAACUGCAAUACUAAUAACACUCCGAUGUGGCGCAAAGGUCCCCUCGGCCCCAAGACAUUGUGUAAUGCUUGUGGAAUAAAGUAUAGAAAAGAAGGGGAGAAAAGAAGAGCCAAGGAAGCAGCCAAAGAUUCGAAUGCUUAA